AGUUAUUUUCUCCACACAAUAGUAGAGUGGAGGAGAAGAGUGAGUAGGAACAAGAGUUUCCUUCGCAAGCGGAUGGCCAUACGGUGUCUACCUGAACCCUCAUUCUUUUCAUCCUAAAGUUUUCUUUCUUUCGCACUUCGCAAUAAGACAAAACGCAUCGCAUUGAAAUCCAAAUCCCAUAACCCCCGGUAUCCAUGGAUUCCUUCCAGCAACAUCACAGCUACAUGAGACCACCGCAACCGCCACCUCCUCCGCCGCAUGCGGCGGAUCCCCACCAUCACCCGCACCACUUUCACCAGAUACCGCCGCCGCCACCCCAAGCUCCCUGGUUGUCCUCUCAAUUCCAAUACCACCCUUCGCAGACCCCUUCUCCUCCGCCACAGUGGCAGCAACCACCACCGCCGCCGCCCCCUCCUCCUCCGUCGAACGCAUAUUCGUACCAUCCAAGCCGGUUCCCUCCUCCUCCGCCUCUCUCUCACGCACCUCCUCAUCAGUUCACCCCUCACUCCCACAUUUCUCAGCCUUAUCCUCAGGAUUGGGGCAAUCCAAACUUGCCACCUAAUCAGGGAUAUCCAGCUCAUAACAAUGAAGAAGAUUGGGCUGCGAAGGCAAGAGCUUGGGCAGCUAAGGCUGCCACAGAAAGUCAGCAUCCACAAACACAUUUUUCACCUGCUGGAACAUUGCACGAACAAAAUCACUAUCAUGAUCAGUACCAGCAAUCGGUUGACUCACAUUAUACUGAUGUGCAAAACCAAUCCCAUUCAACAUCAAGCUAUCAACAAUUUUCCUACUUAGAUACUUCUGCACAGCGACUUUCAGGACAUUCCCAGGAUGCUGUACCUGUCAGUUUGGAGACAUCUUAUGCUCAAGAUGGACAUUCGUACAGUGCUAGAGAUGGGACCAGCAUUAGAGAUUCAAAUGUUUCAUUUGAACAAGGGAGCAUGCAAGCAAAUCCAUCAGUUCAUCAGCAGGAGGUACCUUCUAGUUAUAGUUCUGUUGCAGGUAAAGAGGCUGCUGAUCAGAUUCAACAAUCAUACUCAGUCUUCCCUUUGUCAAGUUCAUCAUCUCAAGAACGUCAUGUGCAACCAUCAAUGCAUGCACCGCCUUUUGCGUCUGGCAGCCACUCAGUGGACUCGACUAUCAGUCUUGCUGAUCAACCAUUAGAUUUUGCACCAAGGUUUAAUCGUGAUAAUGACUUGCAGAUGCAAUCAACUUAUAGCCAUCAUGAUUCAAGUACUUCAAUGAAUAACUGGGCCGCUCAAGUUGCCCCUGGUGUUGGUUAUCCACCAAUUCUUGCCUCUGGGCCACAGCUUGACCCUUCUAUCUCCACUCCUGGUCAUGUGGCACCACCAUUUGGAAGGUUUGCUGGACCCAGCCUCCCUUCAACCAUUCCACCAAGUGGUGCACCCUUUACCCUUAGCACUGGAACUGCAAUUCAUCCUCCUGCUUUCUCUGCUGAUGCAUAUGGGGUAUCUAGUGUUUCUGAUCGUCCUAAGAAGGCUUCAGUCCCAAACUGGCUUAGAGAAGAAAUAAAGAAAACAGUCAUUGCUGCUCCUGCAGAGAAUCUGAAGGAGGAAGCUGCAUUUGUAAAUGAUGGCAUUGACAAGCCGUAUACAAGAGGCGAUGAGACAGAUAGUAAAAGCAUGGAUUCAUCUAGAUCAGCGGAGGAUGAAGAAGAUGAAGAGGAUCAAGUUGAGGUAGCUAGAACUGCAGCAAUCAACCAAGAAAUAAAAAGAGUCCUGACUGAAGUUCUUUUGAAGGUUACUGAUGAAUUGUUUGAUGAAAUCGCAACAAAAGUUCUUGCUGAAGAUGAUCUUACUGCUGAAGUAGGUCACAAGGUUGUCACCUCAAACCACAAGGCACCUGCUUCUCCACCCUCAGUUACGGUUCCUAAGGCAUCUGCAAAGGUUUUAGUUCCAGUCAAAGAGAGGGUAGAAAAUGAUGGUUCCAGUGAAAAAUCUAAUUCUAGUUCUCCUGGAGAUGUUUUAGGUCUUGGAAAUUAUGGUUCUGAUGCUGAUGAUGAAGACAAUGAAAUUGAGAGUUCCAGUGUGCCAACUCCUGCAAAAGAUGCUGCUUACCAUUCAGGGAUUAAGCAACCUUUGGCAGAUACACAUGAUGUAUCUGUUAAUGGCAUUUCACAACUUCAUGAGCAUAGUAGAUAUGAAACUAAUUUUGUGAAUGCUCAGAUCAAAACCAUGUCUUUGCCAUCCAAUGAUUCUGCUUCUAAUCAAUUGCAUGAUGACAAGGUUACUAGAGCAUUCGAUCUUUCACAUUCUUCCAAAUUAGUGCCUGAAGAUCUUAGGGAUAACGGGUUUGAUGCCAUUCAAAGAAGCCAUGAUAGAUUUAAUGGCUUUAGUUCUAAAGAUACUUCAGGGAUACCAAGAUCUGAACUGCUUGGAAAGAGCAUUGGUGGGGAAAAAGCAACAGAUGAUCAUUCAGGUAGGGAAAGCAGAAGAAAAUCUGAAAAAAAUGAGCGGCCUGACAGGAAUACUUCUGAGAAAGACUUUGUUAAGGAGGUAAACAGUAGUAAGACCAGGAUAGAUGAAAAAGGUCAUGAGAAUCAUAGAAGGAAGGAUGAAAGAAAUCAUAAAAGGGAGAAAGCAGAUUAUGGUAGUGAGUCAAAAGAAAGGGUGAAAGAACACCAUUUCCGGCACUGGGAAAAGGCAAAGGAAUCAGAUUCAAGGAAAAGAUCCUCUCAUGUUGAUGUCAAGGAUGAUAAAAGGGAAGUUGAAAAAUCCCAUAGAGGUAGUACCACUGAUGAUACAAGCCGGAAAAGGGAGCAUACAAAGGAUAAGGGGGAACAUAAAUCAAGGCAAAAAGAUGCAAGUAAUCCUGACAGGCAUAGGAGAAGACGUUCAUCUUCAGUAAGUAGUAGAGGUAGAACCAACAAGGAUCGUGUUGAUCAUGCUGGUAAUUCAAGUGAAGGAUCAGAUGUCUCAAAAAGGAAGAUGCAUUCAAGAAAGCGUGACUUGUCACCGUCUCCUGUCAGAUCUAAAAGAAGACAACUUUCGCGGUCUCCUCAUAGCAAGCGUUCUCAGCGCAGGCAUUCUCCCUAUUCUUCUCUUGAUUCUUCCAGGGGAAGGAGGUCAAGAACCAGAUCACCCGGAUCUCAGGUGGAGCUAUGGUCAGUUUGGUUAUCUGGGUUUGUCUUCAUUGCUCUCUCUCUCUAUGCCACUCAGAGAUUACCUUCAUUGAAGGAUCAUAGCAGAGCUUCCAAAGAUGUUAUAUUGGAUUCCACAAGUAUUACAAUAUUCACAGCUCCAAAACCCUUUAAGGGCUCUACUGGGACCAAACAGACACUUGCUCUUAGGUCAUGGCUGGCUCUGUCUCCAUUCGUUACUGUUGUCUUGUACAGCCAAGAUCCUUCCGUCGCCUCUUUUGCUGAUGCUUUUGAUUCCCGGGUUUUAGUUGACACUAGCAUCGAUUUUACCUUCCUAGGUACUCCUUUUUUCCACUCUAUGAUUGCAAAAUCACGCUCAUACACAUCAGAUUUAUCUGUUAUCGUUGACCCUGAAACCAUUAUCCUUUCUGGAUUCAUCUCCACCCUAAACCAUGUGUAUCAACUUGAUCAUGAUUGGCUUCUUGUUGCUUCAGUUCAAAAUGUUUCUUCCUUCCCAUUCCAUUUGGAUGAGUCUGGGAAACAUUGGCAGACAAGUAAUGGGAAACGGAUGAAGAUCCAGCAGCUGCAGAAAAUACUUCAACAGAAUGGGCGGGGGAAACGUUGUUAUACAAGAAUGCUGAUGGUGUGGAACAGCAAGGAUGUGCCUCUACAUGAUGGAGUUCUUCCUCCUUUCUUGUAUGGUAAAGGUGUACAUAACAAUUGGGUGAUUCAUGAGGCAAUGUCAUCUGAGUUCAGAUUUGUCUUUGAUGCUAGUUUGACCAUCACAAGUUUCUAUUUGAAUGAAGAGGAAGAUUUUAGCCCCACAAAAGGAAAUUCUAGUGCUUUAGAUAUUGAGAAUAGAAAUUGGGAGUACAUUGGCAAUUCCCAUUUGGGGGCAAACUAUGGAUCAUUCUUCUAUAGUGAAGAUAACUCUAACCUGGUCAAACUUUUGAAGUGCAAUAAACAGUACAUUAUGGUUGACACCAAGAAAAAUGCUGUUUAUUCAAUUGGGCACCAGGGUGCAAUAAACCUGAUGAAGGAAAACUAUUUUCCAUCUUGGUUAAAGGAAAAUACAAUGUAUUGCAUUGAUCGUCAGAAACCCCAGACUGCAUCAUUUGAUUGCUCUGUGAAGGCUCAGAUGAAAAUUCCAGCAACUCUGGAGCUUCCAUUUUCCUUAGAACCACUCCUGUCUAUCACUGCAGACAAAAGUAAAACAGUUAUAGUUACCGUUGCUGGAUAUAGCUACAAGGAUAUGCUCAUGAGUUGGGUUUGCAGAUUACGAAAACUGUUUGUUAAAAAUUUUGUUGUGUGUGCCCUUGAUCAGGAAACUUAUCAAUUCUCCAUUUUGCAGGGAAUUCCAGUUUUCACUGAUCCAACAGCUCCAAGUAACAUCAGUUUUGAUGACUGCCACUUUGGCACCAAGUGCUUCCAAAGGGUGACAAAGGUGAAGUCAAGAAUUGUUCUAAAGAUUCUCAAGCUAGGUUACAAUGUACUUCUCAGUGAUGUUGAUGUAUACUGGUUCAAAAACCCACUUCCCUUACUUCACUCUUUUGGCCCUGCUGUUCUUGCUGCACAGUCUGAUGAAUACAAAAAACAAGGACCAAUAAACCUACCUAGACGCUUAAACUCCGGCUUCUAUUACGCUCAUUCCGACACUCAGACAAUUGCUGCUAUAGAGAAAGUGGUAAGACAUGCAGAAACUUCUGGCUUAUCAGAGCAGCCAAGCUUCUACGACACGUUAUGCGGGGAAGGAGGAUCCAACCGCGUUGGUGACAGCCAAUGUGUGGAACCUGAAACAAACCUAACGGUACAUUUCUUAGACAGAGACCUUUUCCCAAACGGGGCUUACCAAGAACUAUGGUGGGAAAAAGACGUGAAAGCAGCAUGUUUGAAGAAGGGGAGUUACAUCAUCCACAACAACUGGAUCAGUGGGAGGCUCAAGAAACUCGAGCGACAAGUGUUGUCGGGUUUAUGGGAGUAUGAUCCUGGCACAAGAAUGUGUCUGUGAGAUGGUGAAACAUUCAGAGAGCAUAAUAAUAAGUUUGAAGUGCAGGCUAUGCUGAAGCGUGUGGUUCAUUCGUUAGGCCGGGUGGAACAUAGAGAGAAAGGUUCCAGAAGGAAGAACCAUCAGAGUGAAAGGGUCCGAUCGCCGGAAUCGUACUCAAAGUCGAGAGAUUUUGCUGUGAGGAUAACUCACGCGGGUGGACAUCAGGAACUGUAUAGACAUGCAGUUCCUGCGUCUAAGUUGAUGACAAAGUAUCCAGGGAUGUGUGUUGCACGGCCAGAAGUGUUCAAAGUGCCUCAUGAAUCGGUGUUAUGGAGAGAGGAGGUUCUGGUGCCUGGUCACAAGUACAUCCUGAUCUCUUUUAAAGACGUGGAGAAGUUGAAACGAAAAGUUUCAGAGGAAGAGACGAGCAAAGAGGGUGAUGGGGUGGUGCUGGAAACAAAGACCAGGUCUCCAAAGGAGAGAGUGAAAGUGGCAAAUGGUGUAGCAGGCCAUGAGAUGCUGGAUACAAUCAUCAAUGGUGGAAACAGUCACAGAGGGAAUGGGAAAAUGAAAGAGCCAAAUGGAGUUGCAGGCCAAGGGUUGGAAAAAAGGACAAGUCUUUCUCCCAAAGGACAAGGGAGCAACAAUAUUGUGAAAGAGGGAAUUGGGCUAGGCGUAGAGAAGGUGGAAUCAAAUGUGGAUGGUUGUUUAGGUGAAGGAGGUGUAGAGGACAGUUUUUACUCUGCAAAGGACUUCUAUGGCCGUAGGGAGAAGUCCAUAACCCCAAGACCUUCAAGACGAAAAGGAAUAAAAGGGAAGAAGCCUUUUGUGGCACCUCUUCCAAAGCCACGACCAUAUCGGAGCUUGGGAUGGCAACCUAGCCUCCCAACUGUGAAGGAACUCUCGCCAUGAUUUUGUGCUGUAGAGCUCUUAUUCUAUGGCACUUGCGUGCCAUUGAAUCACUGGUUUUUCUUCAGGAUCUAUGGAUAGCUGUUACACCAUUUUAAUAAAAUCAAUACAUAAUUCCCACCUUUGUUUUUUUAAUUGUAUUGUUUCCUUGUGCAUAAGGAACUUUGGCAUGUGUAUUAGACAGAAGAAGAAAAAAUAUGAGCCCUUUGCAUAAAAUUAUUGCUAGCAUUGGCGGAACUUCUCACAAAUCUAACAUCACAAAUGAAAUUGA
Vigna radiata var. radiata (mung bean) is the source of this 6267-nucleotide messenger RNA. RefSeq lists its product as uncharacterized. The record is from RefSeq and is a predicted model, not a curated record. The transcript is spliced from 18 exons. Lineage: Eukaryota; Viridiplantae; Streptophyta; Magnoliopsida; Fabales; Fabaceae. Gene Ontology annotation, molecular function: glycosyltransferase activity.